This is a messenger RNA of Pteropus alecto (black flying fox), 2475 nucleotides long. RefSeq names its product repetin (gene RPTN). Lineage: Eukaryota; Metazoa; Chordata; Mammalia; Chiroptera; Pteropodidae. Gene Ontology annotation, cellular component: cornified envelope. The coding region runs from base 1 to 2475 and encodes 824 amino acids. The record is from RefSeq and is a predicted model, not a curated record. Gene Ontology annotation, molecular function: calcium ion binding; transition metal ion binding. The transcript is spliced from 3 exons.
AUGGCUCAACUCCUAAACAGCAUACUCAACGUGAUCAAAGUGUUCCAGAAAUACGCUCAGGAGAACGGGGACUGUACCUUGCUCUGCAAGAAGGAGCUGAAGCAGCUGCUGUUGGCUGAGUUCGGAAGCAUCCUCCGGAGGCCGAAUGACCCAGAGACUGUGGAAACCAUCCUGAGCCUCCUGGAUAAAGACAGAAAUGGGCAUGUUGAUUUCAACGAAUAUCUCUUGUUGGUGUUCCAGCUGGUCCAAGCUUGCUACCGUAAGCUGGAUGCUAAGUCCUGUGGGGACAGAACGUCCCAGCAAGAAGGGGAGCAGGAGGGGACCCAAGACCAGAAGUUUCCACGAAAUACAGGCAGACAGCACCGGGAGAGGCACGCGGGAGAAAGGCAAGACCCCGACCACGGUCAGUCUGGGACACAGGACAGGGACUCCCGCUGUGGCCAGUCUGGGACACAGGACAGGGACUCCCACCAUGGCCAGUCUGGGACACAGGACAGGGACUCCCGCUGUGGCCAGUCUGGGACACAGGACAGGGACUCCCACCAUGGCCAGUCUGGGACACAGGACAGGGACUCCCGCUGUGGCCAGUCUGGAACACAGGACAGGGACUCCCACCAUGGCCAGUCUGGGACACAGGACAGGGACUCCCGCUGUGGCCAGUCUGGAACACAGGACAGGGACUCCCACCAUGGCCAGUCUGGGACACAGGACAGGGACUCCCGCUGUGGCCAGUCUGGAACACAGGACAGGGACUCCCACCAUGGCCAGUCUGGGACACAGGACAGGGACUCCCGCUAUGGCCAGUCUGGAACACAGGACAGGGACUCCCACCACGGUCAGUCUAGGACACAGGACAGGGACUCCCACUGUGGCCAGUCUGAGAAGCAAGGUCAGGACUCCAGCUCUGGUCAAAGACUGAGUCAUAAAUCUGUCAGUGACCAGUCCAAAGGACAAGGACAUAUCUUUGCCUUGAAUCAGUGUGAGAGACAAGUUCAGGAUUCUCUUUAUGACCAGUCUGGAAAACUGGGAGAGUCUCGCUCCAGCCAAAGAAACCAACAGGAAUCAGGCUCUUAUUAUGGUCAGUCUGGGAGGCUGGGUCAGGAAUCAGGCUGUGGUCACAGAGACAGGCAAGAAUUGGAUUCUCAACAUGGCCAGACAGACAGACAAGGCCAGAGUUAUCAUUAUGGCCAGACAGACAGACAAGGCCUGAGCUCUGAGUAUGGACAGACAGACAGACAAGGCCAGAGUUAUCAUUAUGGCCAGACAGACAGACAAGGCCUGAGCUCUCAGUAUGGCCAGACAGACAGACAAGGCCCAGGCUCGCAGCGCAGUCAACCAGAGACUGGGGACACUGGGCUGAACAGGCGCUUCCGAGAGAGCGCAGACACAAGCAGAGAUCCACGUGCCGAGCGGUCAGGAAGGCCAGGGCCACUGAGCCAACAGACGCAGGGACAGGAAGCGAACCGAGAUCAGGGACAGAGAGUCCAGUCUAGACAAGGGCAGCAGAACAGCCACCAGGCCUGGGGGCCCGAGGAGGACAGCCAACACCACCAACACAAACUCGUAGCACAAAUCCAGCAAGAAAGGCCACACUGUCACAGAGGGACUGACCAGCAAUCGAGCUCUAGAGAGCAAGGCCACAGGCAGGCCCAGACCAGGCAGAGUCGUGGUGAGGGGCAGAGCCACCAGGCGGAUGAAGAGCAGGGCCACCAAAGCUGGGGCAGACACAGUCUUGAGGGUCAGGAAACCACAUGUGAGACAUGGGACAGGCAAACCCAUGACGACCAGCAAGGCCAUCAGAGACGGGACAGGCAAACCCAUGACGACCAGCAAGGCCAUCAGAGAUGGGACAGGCAAACCCAUGAGGACCAGCAAGGCCAUCAGAGACGGGAUAGGCAGACCCAUGACGACCAGCAAGGCCAUGACGACCAGCAGAGCCAUCAGAGACGGGACAAGCAAACCCAUGAUGACCAGCAAGGCCAUGACGGCCAGCAAGGCCAUCAGAGACGGGACAGGCAAACCCAUGAUGACCAGCAAGGCCAUCAGAGACGGGACAGGCAGACCCAUGACGACCAGCAGGGCCAUCAGAGAUGGGACAGGCAGACCCACGAGGAGAGAGAGAGAGGUCACGGGCCCCAGGACAGGCAGUCCCACUGGACCCAGCGGGACUGCACUAAUGGAGGGAAGUCUGGCGUGACUACGGACGGCCAGAGCCAAGGCUCCCGGGGAAGACACCUCACGCUGAACGUGCCCGGAGCGGAACGCCUCCCCUCACGUCCCUCUCUAGGUAAACAGGUCCACUGUCUGUCCAGCUGCCCAGGCCAAAAACCUAGAUCGCCACCAGAUUCCUUCCCCGGCCUCACCGUCUACACGCGCCACGUCAGCAAACACACGGAUUUCCGCUUAGAGCCCUCGGAGUCCGACUACAAACACCUGAGCUCCCGCCUCCAGCGCCCACCUGUUCUCCUGCGAUGA